This is a messenger RNA of Pelecanus crispus (Dalmatian pelican), 607 nucleotides long. The record is from RefSeq and is a predicted model, not a curated record. Lineage: Eukaryota; Metazoa; Chordata; Aves; Pelecaniformes; Pelecanidae.
ACAUCUGCAGAGCAAUUGAGUUGCUGGAAAAAUUACAGAGAAGUGGAGAAGUGCCACCACAAAAGCUACAGGCUUUGCAAAGGGUCCUUCAAAGUGAAUUCUGUAAUGCUGUAAGGGAGGUGUAUGAACAUGUAUAUGAAACUGUGGAUAUCAGCAGUAGCCCAGAAGUUCGAGCUAAUGCAACAGCAAAGGCCACUGUAGCUGCAUUUGCUGCUAGUGAAGGUCAUUCCCAUCCCAGAGUGGUUGAACUACCCAAAACCGAAGAAGGUCUUGGAUUCAACAUUAUGGGAGGCAAAGAACAAAAUUCUCCAAUCUAUAUCUCUCGAAUUAUCCCUGGCGGUAUAGCUGAUAGACAUGGAGGCCUGAAACGCGGAGACCAGCUGCUUUCUGUAAACGGAGUGAGUGUUGAAGGUGAACACCAUGAAAAAGCAGUAGAACUGCUGAAGGCAGCUCAAGGAAAGGUUAAAUUAGUUGUGCGAUACACGCCAAAGGUCCUGGAAGAAAUGGAGUCGAGAUUUGAAAAAAUGAGAUCGGCAAAACGCAGGCAGCAAAAUUAACAUUGUAUGCAAUAACUUAAAGAGAAAAUAUAUUCCAUUUACGUUUUAUA